Gossypium raimondii (Peruvian cotton) is the source of this 1460-nucleotide messenger RNA. RefSeq names its product gamma carbonic anhydrase 1, mitochondrial. The transcript has 5 exons. Bases 170 to 991 code for a protein of 273 amino acids. Lineage: Eukaryota; Viridiplantae; Streptophyta; Magnoliopsida; Malvales; Malvaceae. The record is from RefSeq and is a predicted model, not a curated record.
CAACAGACUCAGACUGAGUUGAGAGAAGUUGAGUUAGGCCCAGAAGAUUCAACCCUACCAGUCUACCACUAAACUAAGAGAGGUCUGACAGCAUUAUUUCCCUUCUCAGCACUUCGAGCUUUGUUUCCUAGUCACUCGCCCUCUGCGCAAUCACCGAUCAAAGCUGAAGAUGGGAAGCCUUGGAAAAGCAAUAUACACCGUCGGAUUCUGGAUUCGGGAGACCGGUCAGGCUCUCGAUCGCCUUGGCUGCCGCCUACAAGGCAACUAUUUUUUCCAGGAGCAACUUUCUAGGCAUCGGACUCUGAUGAACUUAUUUGAUAAAUCUCCUCUGGUGGACAAGGAUGCAUUCGUAGCCCCUAGCGCAUCUGUCAUUGGCGAUGUUCAGGUGGGAAGAGGAUCUUCUAUUUGGUAUGGAUGUGUUUUAAGGGGGGAUGUCAACAGCAUUAGUGUUGGAUCUGGAACUAAUAUACAAGACAACUCCCUUGUGCAUGUUGCAAAAUCUAAUCUAAGUGGGAAAGUGCUACCAACUAACAUUGGAAACAAUGUUACUGUAGGUCAUAGUGCUGUUUUACAUGGCUGUACCGUUGAGGAUGAAGCAUUUGUUGGCAUGGGAGCCACACUUCUUGAUGGUGUAGUUGUGGAAAAACAUGCUAUGGUUGCUGCUGGAGCCCUUGUGAGACAGAAUACAAGGAUCCCUGCUGGGGAGGUGUGGGGAGGCAAUCCAGCUAAAUUCCUGAGGAAGCUAACUGAAGAAGAGAUAUCGUUUAUUUCCCAGUCAGCCACCAAUUAUACCAACCUUGCACAGGUACAUGCUGCUGAGAAUGCAAAACCCUUUGAUGAAAUUGAAUUUGAGAAAGUUCUUCGCAAGAAGUUUGCGAAGAGGGAUGAAGAGUAUGACUCAAUGCUGGGCGUUGUCCGUGAAACUCCACCAGAACUAAUUCUUCCAGACAAUGUCCUACCAGAUAAAGAGCAAAAGUCCUCUCAAAAAUGAUCUUUUUUUUAUUUAUUAGUUGCUUUUUUAUUUGCUCCAAAAGUCUUGAGAUUUGGCAUCAAGAAAAAUUUGUUGUUAUGUUCAAGUACAUGGCAGAGGGAUGAUUUUUCUUUUCCAAAUAAUACCGGACAUGUUUUAGGAUAGAACCAUGGCAUCUUUUUAGCUAUAAAACUCUACUGUUUGUAUGGUUACUGAGAGUCGCAGUUCAUGACCGGAGAGAUGUAAGUUGAUGUCUAAUGUUCCAUGUACCUAAGAUGCUUGUUUUCUACUUAUAAUUGCCCUUCUCCUCGUGUAUCAGUAUAAAGCAGGCGACUGGCUUUGCUGUGCUUAGACGUAGUACUUCUCUUUGUGGUCAAAGGCCUAGUACUUCUUGUAAUAGUAAUAAACAAUGCUGAAUAUUAGGUUGCUCUUUUAAAGCAAGGGAUUGUGCAUGCGUUAGUUAAUGAAUAAAUGACAAUUUAUUGCAUAA